GAGAAAACCCUAAAUCCCCAAAUCGGAAACUUAGAUUUCGAUUCGAGCGUUGCAGAUGGCGUCAUCGUCUUCUCCAAGUGGUAGCGGUUCCGAUUUAAGCGAGAGAAGAGGGAUUCCCGCCGCGAAAUUCAUCCAAGACGUAGAGACUUAUCUCUCUCAAUCCGGAUUCGAUUCGAACUCUGCUCUCGCUUUCCAUCAAGAAAGGCUUCAGCAAUAUAAAGUUGUUGAGAUGAAGCUUCUUGCCCAACAAAGAGAUCUUCAGGCUAAGAUCCCAGAUAUUGAGAAGUGCUUAGAGGUUGUUGGCACUUUGGAAACAAGGAAGGGUACUGGUGAGUCGCUUCUAGCCGAUUUUGAAGUGUCUGAAGGAAUAUAUUCACGGGCCUGUAUUGAGGACACAGACUCAGUCUGUUUGUGGUUGGGAGCAAAUGUCAUGCUGGAAUAUUCCUGUGAAGAGGCUACAGCCCUUCUGAAAAACAAUCUGGAAAAUGCUAAAGCCAGCCUGGAGGUUCUUGUCGCUGAUCUACAGUUCUUGAGGGAUCAAGUCACAGUUACUCAGGUAACUAUAGCGCGUAUUUAUAACUAUGAUGUUCAUCAAAGGAGGGUUAAACAAGUUACCCCUAGUGCUAUUGCUACUGCAGACGCAUGAAUCACAGUUUCAAAUUACAAUCGUUAAAUGGAGUUAUUAUGAUAUAUGCAACACGGUUGUUUGUAACUCUGAUUUUUGCUGCCCAUAUGAAGUUUUGUUUCUGCAAUGAACAUAUGAAUAGAACAUUAGCAUUGUGUCAUCGUCUCCUAUUGUAUUUUUGGAGUUUUGAGAUUUAUUUGUGUUUGUUUACAUUUAAGAUGUGAAAGGUGUGUCAAACUAUUUGCAGAGCCUGGUGGUCUUGACACUUGAUCAAUGUUCUACU
This is a messenger RNA of Eruca vesicaria subsp. sativa (arugula), 908 nucleotides long. NCBI's taxonomy places the organism in Eukaryota, Viridiplantae, Streptophyta, Magnoliopsida, Brassicales, Brassicaceae. The record is from the annotation of a GenBank genome assembly.